Cladocopium goreaui is the source of this 432-nucleotide messenger RNA. NCBI's taxonomy places the organism in Eukaryota, Dinophyceae, Suessiales, Symbiodiniaceae. The record is from the annotation of a GenBank genome assembly.
AUGCCCAGCACUAAGAAGACCAAGACGUCCGAGGUUACUGGCAUUUCCACCACGGACUACCAAUACGUGCCGGAGGAGUUUGGAGACCAUCAUGGCAAACAUGAUGUCUGGGUGGCCGAGAUCCCGUUCAUCGGGUUGAAGACCUUCACGUGUGACACCUCAGGUGACCUCAAGCUGGAUGACCUGAAAAGAUGGAUCUCUGAGCUGGAGGUGCCGAACGGGCAGGCCCCACCGUCGUUCGCAGGCAAGAAGAUCCGGGACGUGAUCCCACUGGGGCAUUGGGGGUUCCACUCCACAAUGAGGUCCACACCGUACGACAUGCCAAUCAAGGCAUUGACACCUCAGGAUAUGCCUCUGAAAUUUUCAUGGCACUGGUGGAGCGCAAGCUACAAGGAGCACGGUGAAGACUGGGAGUUCGCCCAGUGGCGCUGA